This is a messenger RNA of Phalaenopsis equestris, 1340 nucleotides long. RefSeq names its product kinesin-like protein KIN-7I. The transcript has 13 exons. The record is from RefSeq and is a predicted model, not a curated record. The coding region runs from base 60 to 1193 and encodes 377 amino acids. Lineage: Eukaryota; Viridiplantae; Streptophyta; Magnoliopsida; Asparagales; Orchidaceae. Gene Ontology annotation, biological process: microtubule-based movement. Gene Ontology annotation, molecular function: microtubule binding; ATP binding; microtubule motor activity.
UGAUUCGAAACCCUGUUUUAAAUCCCCUCAUUGCAUCUCCUCACGUGAAUCUGACGCCGAUGGAUAGGAUUUACGUCGCAGUUAGGGCUCGGCCCCUUUCGCCGGAAGAAUCUAAAACAACCCCUUGGAGGACUUCGUCCAACUCCAUCUAUCUACACAACCAGCCGACGAAGUUCGAAUUUGACAGGGUUUUUGGGGAGGAUUGCAAGACGGUGGACAUUUUUGAGGCCAGAGCGAAGGAGAUUGUUGCUUGCGUCGUUCGUGGGUUCAAUGGUACAGUUUUUGCUUACGGCCAAACAAGUAGCGGCAAGACUUAUACCAUGAGAGGAUCUGAGGAAGAACCGGGGAUCAUCCCGCUUUCUGUGCAUGAGUUAUUUUGCAGUAUUCAAGAGGAAAUGGAUAGAGAAUUUCUUGUUAGAAUGUCUUACAUGGAGAUAUAUAAUGAGGAGAUCAAUGAUUUGUUGGCCCCUGAACAUCGGAAGCUGCAAAUUCAUGAAUCGCUUGAGAGAGGCAUAUAUGUUGCUGGUUUGAAAGAGGAGAUCGUUACCUCACCUGAACAAGUCCUUGAACUGGUGGAAUUUGGUGAAUCUCAUCGCCACAUUGGGGAGACAAAUAUGAACCUUUAUAGCAGCAGGUCUCAUACAAUUUUUCGCAUGAUUGUUGAAAGCAGGGAGAGAAGCAAGGAGGAUGAUUCAGCUAAUUUUUAUGAUGCUGUGCGUGUAUCUGCUCUGAACUUGGUGGAUUUGGCUGGAUCUGAACGUGCUGUUAAGACAGGUGCAGAAGGAAUGCGGCUGAAAGAGGGCUCCCAUAUUAAUAAAAGCUUAUUAACCCUUGGCACUGUCAUAAAAAAAUUAAGUGAUGGCGUUGAAAGCCAAGGCGGCCAUGUACCUUACCGUGACAGCAAGCUUACUCGCAUUUUGCAACCUGCUCUUGGUGGGAAUGCAAAUACUGCUAUUAUAUGCAAUAUUACUCUUUCACAGAUUCAUGCCGAUGAGACAAAAUGUAGUCUCCUGUUUGCAAGCCGAGCUCUUCAAGUAAAAAAUUGUGCCUGUGUAAAUGAGAUUUUGACAGAUGCUGCACUAUUGAAGCGUCAAAAAAAAGAAAUUGAAGAGCUUCGUGCAAAAGUUCUCAAUCUGACCAUCUGGAGAAGGAAAUUCUUAAUUUACGGAACACCCUAUUACAGAGUGAGCUAGAGAAGGAGAGAAUUGCUUUAGAGUUAGAAGAGGAAAAGAAAGCUAAAGCUCAUCGUGAGAGAAGAUUGCUGGAGCAAGCAAAGAAGAUUGAAAAUCUUAGUUCAUUGAUUUUAUUUUCUGAACGGGAGGAUAGAACUGUUCCUUCCA